Molecule: messenger RNA, 1452 nt
Organism: Blepharisma stoltei
Lineage: Eukaryota; Ciliophora; Heterotrichea; Heterotrichida; Blepharismidae
Source: the annotation of a GenBank genome assembly
AUGGCUGAAGAGAUAAUUACACUUAUCGGAGUUUUCCACCCAAUUCAAAUGGAUGUCAACGUAAACGUUGACUCAAUCGAGCACGUCGUAAGCGAAGGAGCCAGCGUAAUUUUUAUUCAGCUUGCUUGCUACCUACCUAAUCUUCGACAAUUCCUCAAACCUAUAGUCGAAGGUAAAAAAUUCGCCGAUAUUCAAUCUAUCUUUAAAGCUCUCGAUAAUCCAGAAUUCUGACACAACGUUCGACAGGUAACAAAGACUUAGCUCGCAAAUGGCUUCGAAACUGAGCUGAACAUCAAGCUCAUUAAAGCUGCUCUUUACUUGUACAGCAGAAACAAAAUAACGUAAAGAAUAUAUAGAGUUCCACUAAUGAAGAUAUAUUAUAACGCGUAUGUACUUUUAGAUUUCGAAUCAAUGAGAAAUGGAGCAAAGCAAGACCCAGUUUUGCUGCAACGGUCCUUUAUAUUAGUUAACAGAUUUUUACCUUUGAAAUUGAUAUCAUUGUGACUGGAACAUAAUACUCCUUAUUUCAAGCGUGUUGGGAUAUUAGCACCUCAUGAAUAUUUAUUUUUAGCUGUGAAUACUUAUGAUAGAACUAAACUUAUAGAAGAAAGGCUAUUUUCACAGCCAACAUUAAUCAUUACAAAAGAUUCGAACACAAAGACGUUUCAUUUGUCGGAAACAGCAGCAGCUAAUCCUGAUCUUGAUAAAAGGUUGGAAAAAAUAAUGAACAGCCAUAUAAAUGCUUCAAAUGUAUUUUUUGAGCCUGAAGAAGCUAUUGAUGAGCCUCCACCGAUAAAGCUUCGCAAGUUCUCUAGAAAAUCCCGAAGAACUACUCAAAAUGCCCAAAUGAACGAGUUUAGGACACUUCUCCGAGACCCUAGCCUUUAUGACCAAAUAAAGCAAACAUUAUUCCAAUCAACAGGGAUUGUAAAUAAAUCUAAAACAAAUGAAAAAUUUUCCUAUCAAAGAAUGAGGGCUACCUGUGGAAUUUUGAACAGUUCAAGACCUCACACCGCUGGAGUUAGGACGAGCUCAGAAAAAAAUAUCAAAAACAAAAGAACCCUGACUGAUUUUCAGCUGCCUUUUGACGAGCUUAACAAAGCCAAUGAGCCUCAUCACAGAUAUAUAGUAAGCUUCAGAGAAACUGAAAGGCCUGACUCCUCUAUAAAUUUGACAAAAAAUAACUCCGAUGUCCAAGUUCGGCCUUUUUCAGCAGCAACUACAACAACUUAUAAAGGGACUAGCAGAGGUGCUUCUUCUCGCCCUAUGACUGGAAAAAGCUCAAGACCUUUUACUGCGAAUUCAAUGGUAAGCACAGCUGUAUCUUUAAGGAUGAAAGAAGAGCCUUACCAUGUAUGUACGCUGAGAGAAGCCAUGAUGACUGAAGGGCCAAAUCAAAAAAGUGAGCCAAAGAAAAUGAAAGUAAAAAAGAUUAAGAGGUGGAGGUAUUAA